Molecule: messenger RNA, 1656 nt
Organism: Rotaria sp. Silwood2
Lineage: Eukaryota; Metazoa; Rotifera; Eurotatoria; Philodinida; Philodinidae
Source: the annotation of a GenBank genome assembly
AUGCACAGGGCUCGAACUCAAAAGCGAUUGGACAGUUGGGGACCUUUCCUCACUAAAACUGAAGAUAAUUCUCAAUUAAAAAUUUCUCCAACAUUAUUAACUGAUAUAUCUCGUGCAUUUGAUCCCUAUUACAAUUAUCGUCAAUUACCUCCCGCAUUUAAUCGUUUUAUACGUCAAUUAAUCUUACCAUCAUUUGUUUAUACAUCAUUAAUAAAUAUAUGUAAACAAUUACGUAAAAUGCUUGAAAUAAAUGAUAAACGUACAUUAAAACAAUCAUUUGAAUUUUUUCUUGAAUAUUCAACACAUGAAAAACCAUCAUUAUUUAUACGUUCAUUAUUACUUCUAUCAUAUUUACCAUCAAUGCAAGGUUGUUUAUUAAGUUCAAGAAAAAUUUUUGGACAAAUUUUAUUUACAGAACAAGUUAAAUAUGAAAUACGUUCAUUUAUUGUACCACCAUUAUUAACAUUAAAAUAUAUAUCAAUUGAUAAUGAAACAUUAAAUUAUAGUGAAAAUUUUUUUCAACGUGCAUGUGUACCAUUUUCAAAUUUAUUCUAUUCAUUAUGUAAUAAUCAUGCACGUACACGUGAAAAAUUAUCAAAUUUAUUAGAUGAAUUUAGUGUUUUACAAGAUGAAAGUGAAAAAUUAGAUCAAUGGUUACAUAAAUAUCUUAUACAACAUAUAAUACAAACAAAUUUAUCAACAACUAAUGCUCAAGCAUUAUUAUUAGUUGAAAAAACUUCAUAUUUUUUUCAAUUUAUUCUACAUUGGACAUUAUUAAUUAUGGAAUAUUAUUUAUUAAUGGGUUUUGAUUUAUCAUUAUAUUCAAAACGUGAAUUAUAUGAUGUGUAUUUUUAUUUUGCUCAAAUUAUUUUAUUUACACAUAUUAAUGUUUAUAAAACAUCAAAAAAUAUUUUAAAUACAACAGUAUCAUUUCUUGUUCAAUUAAAUCAAAAACAACAAACAAAUAAAAAUCAAAUAAAUAAUCCAUUUAUACAGCAAUUAAAUAAUUUAGUACAACAACAUACAAAUGAUGAUCCACUAAUAGAAUUAAUCAAUGAAAAUAAUUCUUCACAGAAAAAAAAUAAAAGAAAAAAUCCAAAUGGCUUAUUAGCAACAAAUAAUGAAUAUCAUGAACAAGAAUUAUUAUUAAUUAAUGGACAUUUUUCAAUGAGUACAGCUAUGCAUAGAUGUUUAAAAGCAUUAGAUAUUGAACGAAGAUUAAAAUUUAGCAGUAAUGAUUCAAAUUAUUUCCUUCGUGAUGAAAUUCGUUAUCGUCAUCGUUUUCUCCCAUUUGCAAAUUUAUGUGCCCCACCAUAUAUGCCUCAUACAGAUUUUCUUCAUAUACAACAUUUAAGUGAUAAUCGUUAUACAGCAUCUGAAUUAUAUCAAGAUGCAAUAAAUAAUUUUUCUCAAGCUAAAACAUAUUUUGAAAAUUAUCUUAAUCGUAUAACAACAUCGAAACAAUAUCAACAACAACAAACAUUAAGUCGAACAUUUACAAUAGGUAUUACAUCAUUAAUUGAUGUUGAAUCUUAUAUACGUAUAGCUAAAACGAAUGGCAUUGUAUUAAAAUUAUUGUUAAGUGGACAUAAACCAGAUGUAAAAAUUGAUUUUGAUUUUAGUUUACAUGCCCAUUACCCUACAUUAAAACUGUGA